Messenger RNA from Propithecus coquereli (Coquerel's sifaka), 1730 nucleotides. It is a transcript of the gene AKTIP, whose product is annotated as AKT interacting protein. Lineage: Eukaryota; Metazoa; Chordata; Mammalia; Primates; Indriidae. The coding region runs from base 174 to 1055 and encodes 293 amino acids. The transcript has 10 exons. The record is from RefSeq and is a predicted model, not a curated record.
CUGGCGCAGCGGUAGGAGAUGCUGUCCGGCUGCAGCGGCGCUCGGCAGCCGGGAGCUCCGCGUUGAAGGCACUGGGCUGAGGCGCACUGCCCGGCAGGCUGGUAAAGUGAAUGCUGAGGACAGAAGAGUUUGAUGACACAGACCGCUGAAUUUCUUUGUUUGGAGUACAAGUUAUGAACCCUUUCUGGAGCAUGUCUACAAGCUCUGUACGCAAACGAUCUGAUGGUGAAGAGAAGACAUUGACAGGGGACGUGAAAACCAGUCCUCCACGAACUGCUCCGAAGAAACAGCUGCCUUCUAUUCCCAAAAAUGCUUUGCCCAUAACUAAGCCUACGUCUCCUGCCCCAGCAGCACAGUCAACAAAUGGCACGCAUGCUUCCUACGGACCCUUCUACCUGGAAUACUCUCUUCUUGCAGAAUUUACCUUGGUUGUGAAGCAGAAAUUACCAGGCGUCUAUGUGCAGCCUUCUUACCGCUCUGCAUUAAUGUGGUUUGGAGUGAUAUUUAUACGGCAUGGACUUUAUCAAGACGGUGUUUUUAAGUUUACAGUUUACAUCCCUGAUAACUAUCCAGAUGGCGACUGUCCACGCUUGGUGUUUGAUAUUCCCGUCUUUCACCCGCUAGUUGAUCCCACCUCAGGUGAACUGGAUGUGAAGAGAGCAUUUGCAAAGUGGAGGCGGAACCAUAAUCAUAUUUGGCAAGUAUUAAUGUAUGCAAGGAGAGUUUUCUACAAGAUUGAUACGGCAAGCCCCCUAAACCCAGAGGCUGCAGUGCUGUAUGAAAAAGAUAUUCAGCUUUUUAAAAGUAAAGUGGUUGACAGUGUUAAGGCAUGCACUGCUCGUUUGUUUGACCAACCUAAAAUAGAAGACCCCUAUGCAAUUAGCUUUUCUCCAUGGAAUCCUUCUGUACAUGACGAAGCCAGAGAGAAGAUGCUGACUCAGAAAAAGCAGCCUGAAGAACAGCACAAUAAAAGCGUUCAUGUUGCUGGCCUGUCAUGGGUAAAGCCUGGCUCAGUACAACCUUUCAGUAAAGAAGAGAAAACAGCAGCAACUUAAGAGAUGGUGAAUCUGGUGCACCGUGCACUGUCCUGCUGGACUCUGGCUAAAGCUGACCAACGGCAAAGGACUGCCGGAAGAGUAAACUGUGUGAAUAAUGACUGACGCUCAGUGUUUUCCAUGUAUGCACAGGUUCCAACAGCGGGCUUUGGAAACCUCUAAGUAAUGCAUUACUUCUGUCAGAAGUGUCUUAGGGUGGUUAUCUAGUUCAGCACUCCAAAUUAUUGGGGACCUUGAGGCUUAAGUAUUUUUCUGAAUAUAAUGCUAAAGGUAAGUUGCAUUCAUUUAAACUAACGGAGCAGACAGAAUUCAACACUAUUUAAUAGUUUUUAAAUCAGUGGUUUCAGUUGUACAUAUGUUAGGAAGUGGAGAAGAGAGAGCAGGUUCCAUAACUCAGCACUUUUAAGUGGAAGAUGUUUGCAUCUCAGUCUUCAGCCUGCUGUUUUACUGAUUUAUAAACUGUUAUCCUCAAGAAAGAUAUUAGUCAAGUGAGAAGAAACCAGAACACUUGCUCAUAGUUUUUUUUGUAAGCAAAUUACUUACUGUAUUUUUAUGGCAGGAGGGAGAAAAAGUGUUAAAACAGUUUCUAAAUGAAGUCAGAUAUUUAAAUGAUGAAUGACUAAUGUGUUUAGUAGAGACAAAAUAAACCGAUAAAUGAUUGUUCUUUGUCAUUUA